GGGCCAUAUCGCUUUACACCCCGGUACAUCUUUUAGUACAGAGCUAGCUCAUGAGAUCGAGAGCUAGCUAGCUAGAGACACAAGAAUUUGCCAUGUGUGCUGGGAUACAUCACCCAACCAGGGGAGGGACUAGAGGAGGGAAAGAUCAAUUUGACUGGGAGGAUGUCAAAACUGACAAAGACAGAGAGUGUUAUCUUGGUCAUUCCAUGAUGGCUCCAGUUGGUCGGUGGCAGAAAGGAAAAGAUCUUACUUGGUACACUAAAAAAUCGAAGACAAAGGACUUCAAUGCAAUUCUAGAAGCUGAGAGAGCAGCUGUGAAGAGGGCUGAAGAAGAAGCAAUGACGACUGCACUGGGAUUUAAACCAGCAGUGAAACCCCAGCAACCACUCUCGAAGCAAGAGGUAGCUGUAGUUUUCAGGAGGCAGUCACAAGAUGACCCAGAGGGAGGAGAGGAGAGAAUAAAAGGAGUGGGAUAUAGUGGAAGGACACAGCUAAGAAAAAGAUUUGACAGCUCAUCGAAUGAUCUAAGAGCUAUAUUUGAGCAUGACACAGCUAGUGAUGUGAAGGUGUCUCUUCCCAUCGAACUGUGCAACCCCAAAAAGCCGAACCCUGGUACAGUAACCACCACAUCCACCAGUGAUCGUCACAGGCUGAGGGCAAAACUAAAAUCAUACCUAGACAAGAAAUCAAGUGUUAAGAGGAAAAAGGAACGAAACUCAUCCAAAAGCAAGAACAGGUAUCGACAAACAAGUAGUACAUCAAGCUCAGAUUCGGUUCAGUGGAUAGAAGCAACUGAAAGUACUAUUAAAACGAAGGAGAGGAAGGGAAAAAAGACACAGUACAGAGAGCAUUUUAGUGGUUGUCAAUCAGAGGACAAACAAAGGCAAAACAGCAGGAGACAAUCUCGAAGUAUUGGUUCCACUCGUGGUAAUUUCUCAAGCUCUGAAGAACACCACAAGAGUAUAAAAAGAGAGCACAUCGUAUAUGAUUCACCCUCAGACAGGAAGAGGAGUAGAUACAUGCAUUAAAAUUCAUCGAUACUAUUCUUUGUAAUAGCACAAAAACGCUAGCUAUAGCUAGCUGUUUGUAGUCAAGCUGCAAAGCUGUAAUUCGUUUUUUCAUUAUACAAAGCAAA
Halichondria panicea is the source of this 1135-nucleotide messenger RNA. RefSeq names its product multiple myeloma tumor-associated protein 2 homolog. Lineage: Eukaryota; Metazoa; Porifera; Demospongiae; Suberitida; Halichondriidae. The coding region runs from base 93 to 1028 and encodes 311 amino acids. The record is from RefSeq and is a predicted model, not a curated record. The transcript has 8 exons.